Molecule: messenger RNA, 3695 nt
Organism: Solea solea (common sole)
Lineage: Eukaryota; Metazoa; Chordata; Actinopteri; Pleuronectiformes; Soleidae
Gene: nampt2
Product: nicotinamide phosphoribosyltransferase 2
Exons: 11
Coding region: 268-1749 (493 amino acids)
Biological process (GO): NAD+ biosynthetic process
Molecular function (GO): nicotinamide phosphoribosyltransferase activity
Source: RefSeq, a predicted model, not a curated record
CGAGUGGCCAUGCGUCCCUUUCCAGCAAACCCCUAUAUAUAAAAUGAUUCAUGCUCUCUGUGGUAGUUGUCUCAGCGCUGCUGAGUCCUUAGUCACUAUUAGUGGGAAUACACCCGGGGUAAACAUUUUCUAAGUUGCCAUCGAAGCUUCCUUCUUCUUCUGCCUCACCGCUGCUACAUGCUCUGAUCCCUUUCAGUUUGUCGCUCUCUAAACUUGCUGCGUUACCUGAGGUUAACGUUGACGAGAGUUCAUUCAUCCACAACAACAAUGGCAGCGCAGGAGUUCAAUAUCUUGCUAGCGACGGAUUCCUACAAGAUCACACACUACAAGCAGUAUCCUCCAAACAUCAGCAAAAUCUACUCCUACUUUGAAUGCAGACGCAAGAAAGGAUCCCAGUUUAAUGAAGUGGUGUUCUUCGGUCUCCAGUAUCUGCUGAAGAAAUACCUAACAGGCCGUGUGAUCACAGAGGAGAAGAUUCAGGAAGCCAAACUCUUCUACCAGAUGCACUUCAGACAAGCUGUGUUUGAUGAAGAAGGGUGGAGGCAAAUCCUUAAGAAAUAUGAUGGCCGUCUUCCUAUCCGGAUCAAAGCCAUUCCCGAGGGCAGGAUUGUACCAAGAGGCAACGUGCUCUUCACUGUGGAAAACACUGAUCCACAAUUCUACUGGCUUACCAACAUCCUUGAGACCAUGCUGCUCCAGAUGUGGUAUCCCAUCACAGUUGCCACUAUAUCCAGGGAGUUUAAGAAGAUCCUAGCCAAGCACUUGAAGGCCACCACUGGAAGCCUAGAAGGCCUGGACCUGAAGCUGCAUGACUUUGGCUACAGAGGAGUUUCCUCACAGGAGUCUGCAGCAUUAGGAGGAGCAGCUCACCUGGUUAACUUCUGCAGCACAGACACAGUGGCUGGUCUGCUCAUGGCUCAGAGAUAUUAUGGCUGCCAAAUGGCUGGCUUCUCCAUUCCAGCAACAGAGCACAGUACCAUCAUCUCCUGGGGGAGGAACAGGGAGAAGGAGGCAUUUGAGCGAGUCCUGGACCAGUUCUCCUCUGGACCCGUGUCAGUGGUCAGUGACAGCUACGACAUCUUUAACGCCUGUAAACACAUUUGGGGAGACAAACUGAAGGAGCGAGUGAUGGAGCGCAGCCAGGACUCAUGUCUGGUCAUCCGGCCCGACUCAGGGGACCCCGCUGAAACUCUUAUUGAGGUCAUCAAGAUUUUGGGGGAGUGUUUUGGCUUCUCUCUGAACUCUGUAGGAUACAAAGUGCUUCCCUCUUACCUGCGAAUUAUUCAAGGGGAUGGCAUUGAUCUCAAAUCAGUGGAUCAGAUUCUUCAGAAGCUCAGCGAUGAGGGCUGGAGUGCGGAGAAUGUCUUCUUUGGCUGUGGCAGCGCUUUGCUUCAGAAACUCAACAGAGACACACUCAACUGUGCCUUUAAGUGCAGCUACGUGGAGAACAAUGGCAAGGGGAUGGACGUGUACAAGCAGCCGGUGACUGACCCGUCCAAGGUCUCAAAGAGGGGUCGCUUAUCACUGAGGAGAAACUCUGGCGGCUUCUUAGAGACGAUAGAGGGAGGAGCAGGCAAGCCUGAGGAGGACCUGCUGGUGACCGUUUUCGAGAACGGCAGCCUGGUGCGCGACUACUCCCUGGAGGAAAUCAGGAAGAACGCUCGGCUGCGCGAGGAGGAGUUGACUCCCAUUAUAUACAACCAAGACGCAGAGCUGCGGUGCAAUCACAUCGUCAACGGGAUUCAUUAAGAGCAAAAGCAGUCUCCCACCAUGCAUACAAUACUUCAGUGUUUAACUGCCAUAUUUCAGAAACUCUUUCCCGAGUAGAAACUGAAAAAUACUGAAGGCGAGGGACAUGCUCUGUCUCCCAGCUCCUGUCUCUAACAAGCACUACCACCCCACACCUCUGACCCACUGAUCAUAAUAAUAAUAAUUAUUAUUAUUAUUAUUAUUAUUAUUAUUAUUAUUAUUAUUAUUUCUUUAAAUCGUUUCUUUCUUUUCCUGUUCUUAGCCAACAUACACACACACACACACACACUCACACACACACACACACACACACACACACACACACCUCAGUGAGUGGACAGUUAACUCUAUCCUGGCAUUGCCAUGACCAGAAACCAAGCUCAGGGUAUUAUUGUUGUUAUUAUUAUUAUUAUUAUUAUAUAUUAUUAUUAUUAUUAUUAUUAUAUUGCCUAAGUGUCCGAAUACUCCCAAGUUCCCACUUGUAUUUUAUUAGAGCGGAUGCAGCAUUUUACAUACUAAACUUUACUAUAACUAGUUGUGAAUGAACUGAAUCCAUCAGUGAAUGAAUCCACUUAUCAAUCAGACUUAAUCGAUGAACGAGAAACGCAAACAAACGAAAAUGAAUCACAUUUUGGACAUUUUUCAGUCCGAUUCUCUCGUUGCUGAUUAGUUUUAUUGCAUGUGCUUUCUGCGUGUUAUUCCCACAGUUCAAAGACAAAUCCACUGUGGGUCUGGAUAGAUUGAUUUAUAGAUUCAUAAUAAAUUUGUGAAUAUUCUCUCAACUGAAAUCCAUGCAGGCACAGACACGUUUUCUUUUUUUUUUUUAUCCAAACACUUGAACUGCUGCAUAUGUUGAAGUCUAUAUAAAACAGGUUUAUAAGAAUUAGAACAACAUGGUAGCGUGACGUGCUUAACUGUGCACUGAACAUAUUUCUGAGCCUAUUUUCUGUCGCCACUGAUGGUAGGAAGAUGCCACACGGUGCUUUUUUUUUUGGCCGUUUAGCCUCUGGACUUCCACAGAAACAUGUGGUGCUGUUAUAAAAACACAGUAAAGGAUGCGCUGAUCCAUCAUGUGUUCACCCCCACCUCAUGUGGGUUUAGUGUGUGUCUAAUGAUGGUACUAUAAUUCAGGUGGGUGUGAGUACGGUGGCUGUUGCACCUUGAUGAAUGGGAUACAGAACUGGAUAAUCUUUUUUUGUUUUGUGUGUUAGUUUUGUGAUUUUCAAAUACACAAUGUAAAAAAUAUACUCCUGUGAUCGAAAUGACUUCAUAUUUUAUUUUAGUUUAUUGACAUGACACAAACCUCCUUCUGAGAUAUGCAUUGACUACAAAUAGUUCAUGUGAUGAUAGAGUACCGAGGCCUGAGCAUAGACAUGUACAAUAAAGUGGACAUAGUCUUCCGAUACAGCUUAGAAAUGUUAGGUUUGAUUCAGAACAUCAGUAAACAUUCUCCUGAAGAGUUAAUGUAAUCAGCAAUGUUGACUUUGUAAGUUACAUUCCCAUUCAAGCACAGCACGUAUGAGUGGACACCUAUGUGCUUGGUUGCAGGUGACGUCUGAAUUUUUGACUUCAUUUUGCAACCAGAAAGCUUGGUUCACUUUUUAUACACGCUUUAUGGACCUGCGUGUGUCACUUCUGAUGUUUCUAACUAAACAACCAGUCACCUCAGAGUGAGUCAGAUCAUUCUAUUUAUCCACUAGUGUUUGGUACUGUACAGUUUUCUAGUAUCAUCUGCUGUUUGAUGAAUGUUUGUUUCUGCUGAUAAACCUGCCCUCUUCUGUAACUGUACAAUAUGAUGCCUUAUCAGCAGAUGAACCUUGGAUUUAUAUUUAUAGACAUUAAAGGAACAUUUCUCCGACAGAUAUUUUCUGAUGUCCACAGCAUUCCACCUGUUUCAUGAUGUUAAAUCAUUAAAGCUGCUGUCAGUUAUGACGUUGUUUGGCUAA